Molecule: messenger RNA, 1789 nt
Organism: Corylus avellana
Lineage: Eukaryota; Viridiplantae; Streptophyta; Magnoliopsida; Fagales; Betulaceae
Product: cytochrome P450 77A3
Molecular function (GO): oxidoreductase activity, acting on paired donors, with incorporation or reduction of molecular oxygen; heme binding; iron ion binding
Source: RefSeq, a predicted model, not a curated record
CUACCAGCUCCUUCUCCCAGCACUGGCCUUCAUUCUUUCCUGCUUAAUUUUGUUCCUCACACAAAAACCCAAGUCGAAGCGGGUCAACCUUCCUCCCGGGCCACCCGGGUGGCCAAUCGUCGGAAAUCUCUUCCAAGUUGCUCGGUCGGGAAAACCUUUCUACCAGUAUGUAGACGAUCUCCGGGGAAAGUACGGCCCAAUUUUCACCUUAAGAAUGGGAACCCGAACGUUGAUUAUUUUGACCGACGCCAAACUGGUCCACGAGGCCUUAAUCGAAAAGGGUCAGAUUUUUGCCACCCGGCCCCGCGAAAACCCGACCCGAAACAUCUUCAGCGGCAACAAGUUCAGCGUAAACGCCGCCGUUUACGGACCCGUUUGGCGGUCGCUGAGGCGGAACAUGGUGCAGAACAUGCUCAGCUCGAGCAGGCUGAAGGAGUUCCGGCACGUGAGGGAAACGGCAAUGGAGACGCUCGUUAAUCGGCUCCUAGCCGAGGCGAAGGCCAACGGCGACGGCGCCGUUUGGGUGUUGAAAAAUGCCCGGUUCGCGGUUUUCUGCAUACUUUUGGCCAUGUGUUUCGGGCUCGAAAUGGAUGAUGAGACGGUGCAGAAAAUGGAUCAGGUGAUGAAAACGGUGUUGAUCACUCUGGACCCGAGAAUCGACGAUUUUCUUCCGAUCUUGAGCGUGUUUUUCUCGAAACAGAGGAAGAGAGUAAUGGAAGUGAGAAAAGAGCAAGUUGAAUUUAUGGUCUCCUUGAUCGAGAAGCGUAGGAUGGCAAUCCAAAACCCCGGUUCCGAUAAAACUGCAACAUCCUUUUCCUACCUCGACACCCUCUUCGACCUCAAGGUCGAGGGGCGUAAAUCGUCACCUACCGACCCAGAAUUGGUGACACUUUGCUCGGAAUUCCUCAACGGCGGGACUGACACGACAGCCACGGCCAUUGAAUGGGGGAUUGCGCAGCUCAUUGCGAACCCGGAAGUUCAAGAAAAGCUCUACAAAGAGAUCAAACUCGCCGUCGGCGAUCGGAAAGUGGACGAGAAGGACGUCGACAACAUGCCGUAUCUCCAAGCGGUGGUGAAGGAAUUGCUGCGCAAGCACCCGCCGACCUACUUUUUACUGACACAUGCGGCGACGGAGCCGACAACGUUGGCAGGGUACGACAUCCCGACAGACGUGAACGUUGACUUUUUCUCCCCGGCCAUCAGCCAGGACCCGAAGCUGUGGUCGAACCCGGAAAAGUUCGACCCGGAACGGUUCGUUUCGGGUAAAGAGGACGCGGAUAUUACGGGGGUAAGCGGGGUGAAAAUGACGCCGUUUGGGGUUGGGAGGAGGAUAUGUCCUGGUUUGGGGAUGGCGACUGUUCAUGUUCAUCUGAUGCUUGCGAGAAUGGUGCAGGAGUUUGAAUGGAGUGCUUACCCGCCAAAUAGCAAGCUGGAUUUUUCUGGGAAAUUGGAGUUUACUGUGGUGAUGAAGAAUCCUCUUAGAGCCAUGAUCAAGCCAAGAGAUUAAGCUGGGAGUUUUUUUAAUGAUAAUUAACAAAUUUUAUGUAUUUAUGAAUUAUGAUACUCAAAAGGUAUUAUUUUAUAGUUUUUUUUUUUUUUUUUAAUGGGUUUUCUGUUCAGCAAUUGGGUGAUGAGAAUUGAAAGAUCAUAAUUUUGCAUUUGGUCACAUUAUGAUUCAGUACAUGUGUUUACCUUAUUUGUAAUAAGUUUACUGAACAAAGAGCUCUUAUGGGUUCAAAACCAUCUUGUGACUCACAGCCAAGCUAUGGUUCGGGGUGUAUCCUUGUCA